UCAAACCACUCCCCCCAAAUAAACACUACACUUCCCAGACACCCUCAAGGUAUGCGGAAGACAUGACGUGUCAAGAUGUAACCCCCCCAAAAAACAACCAAUGAGAUGAGAGAGUGGACGCGGAGUCGCACGGUGAUUGGACAGUGCAGACGUCAGUUCGGCUCAGUCCGGAACACUCGACGCUGUAGGUGGACGUCAGUAAUCUGAGUUUCAUGGUGGAUUAAUGCUCGAUGUAAACCGCCCCCCUCAUGCUGCUGCCCUCACCGGCCUGUUAUGGUCGUCUUUUCCGGUUAAGAAGCAUUACCGGUGCGCUGCGUUUCUCAGCGAGUCCGCGCUGCCGCCUCACACCGACAUUUCCCGACCGCCGUCCGCUGCUCCUCGCCCGAAAACUCACGAUGCUGUCGAGUGCAGACGCGAAAACCACCCGCGGCGGUCGCGACGAGCCGGGGCAGGGCCCGGAGCUCUGCGGCAACAUCCCGUCCAUCACCACGGAAGACACGGGUCCUCCGCUGGAGAAGAGAAGGGUGGAGACCAACCUCGUGGUUGACGAGAGAAACUUGAAGACCCCGAGUCCUCUAUUCGACGCCAACGGGGACGAUGACUCCGAGGCAGAGUCGUACCGGGACGGGAGAACCGAGGAGGUGGACCGAGACACAAGGAGCAGCGCGUUUGCCUGGUGCCGGGACUUCUUGUCUGGGUCGUGGAAGACGAUCCCAGAGGAGGAUUUUCAGAUCAGCAUCGUCAGUGGUGGACUGAGUAAUCUGCUGUAUCUGUGUAGUUUGCCUGAGCAUGUGCACUCUGUGGGAGAGGAGCCUCGCCAGGUGCUCCUCAGGAUCUACGGUGCCAUCUUACAGGGAGUGGACUCUCUGGUGUUGGAGAGUGUGAUGUUUGCCAUCCUGGCAGAACGGACUCUGGGGCCAAAACUUUAUGGCAUCUUCCCUGAGGGACGCUUGGAACAAUACCUUCCAAAUACCCGCAUGCGCACAGAACAACUUUCAGAUCCUGCCGUCUCAGCUGAGCUCGCAAUCAAGGUGGCACGUUUCCACGAGAUGGUGAUGCCCUUUAACAAAGAGCCUAAGUGGCUGUUUGGGACCAUUGACAAAUACGUGGAUCAAGUGAUGAAGCUUAAAUUUGUCCGGGAAGCACAUGUGAAGAAAUUCAAGAGGCUGAUGAAGUUUGACCUGCCUGCUGAGCUACAGAGCCUCCGUGAACUGCUCUCAGCGACACCCUCACCAGUGGUGUUUUGCCACAAUGACGUCCAGGAAGGAAACAUUCUUAUACUGGACGACAGCGGCCAGUCCUCAACAGAAAGACUCAUGCUGAUAGACUUUGAGUACAGCAGCUACAAUUACAGGGGUUUUGACUUUGGGAACCAUUUCUGUGAGUGGAUGUAUGAUUACACCUACAACCAGUGGCCUUUCUACAAAGCUUCACCGGAGAACUACCCCACCAGAGAGCAGCAGCUUCAUUUUAUAAGAAAUUAUUUGUUAGAACGAGGAAAAUAUUCAGACAUUCCUGAGGACCAGACGAAGAUCGAAGAGGACAUGAUUAUUGAAGCAAACAGGUAUGCAUUAGCUUCGCACUUCCUCUGGGGCCUGUGGUCCAUCAUUCAAGCCAAGAUAUCCAAGAUCGAGUUUGGAUACAUGGACUAUGCCCAGUGUCGUUUUGAUGCCUACUUCAAGCAAAAAAAGCUCUUCUCCUAAAUUCUACCAAGUUGGGAUAUUUUUUCAGCGAUGCGUUAUUGAAACUCCAGCUCUAUGCACCUCUGCUCAUGACAAGUAAUGUUUUUUGAAAAGUAGAAAUUUGCAUUUGAAGAUGUGUGCAUGAGCACAAUUAAAGCUUUCAGGCAAUACAAUUUCUCAAGGUACGUGUCUCUCCACACAGUGGAAUGUUGUUAAAGCAGAUUUAGCUCUGUAGCUCUGAAUGCUGUGAUCCAUGUAAUGUUCUGAUAUUUUGUUUUAUCAUGUUGAGAUGCACUUAACAUUUCUGGACCAUAUUUUUGACAUCAAUAAUUGUUUAGCUGCGCUGUCUUUGCAUGCCAGCGAUGGACAAUCCUUGUAGCCAGAGAAUUCAUGUCUCUUCAUUCAGACUGUGACUCUUACUGUAUCAGUCAUUUUGUUUUAUUUCACUUGUAGAAAAGAGUUCAGCAUGGAAGGCUUUUGUUGCUUUAGUGUUUUUAUUCAUUCCACCUCACCUCUCUCUUCUGAUGUUCAUUUUGUAUUGCAUAGGUAGAUUCCAUGAAUGCAGGUUGUGAGGGAAGAAGCCAAGUAAAUAUUCUCACCUGCAGCUCCAAACUAUCUCAUGUGUUUUUACUGCAGAGCAGAAGAAGUGAAAAUGUGAGCACCAAUCUUUGCAGUUAUUUUAAAAGUUGACCUACAUUGUUAACUUUUCACGGGACUAUUUUAUACAUUAUCAUUAGUAAACAAUACUUACAGUGAGAUUAUGCAUCACAACAGUUAUAAGAUGGGACGCAUUUGAUAUUGGAUCUUGUCACUACUUUGGAUGUAAGUUAAUGACUACAUUUCUGCUGCUCCUUUAAUUGUCAGCCCAUGUUUGAUUCA
This is a messenger RNA of Paralichthys olivaceus (Japanese flounder), 2561 nucleotides long. RefSeq names its product choline kinase beta (gene chkb). The record is from RefSeq and is a predicted model, not a curated record. NCBI's taxonomy places the organism in Eukaryota, Metazoa, Chordata, Actinopteri, Pleuronectiformes, Paralichthyidae. Gene Ontology annotation, molecular function: ethanolamine kinase activity; choline kinase activity. Gene Ontology annotation, cellular component: cytoplasm. Gene Ontology annotation, biological process: CDP-choline pathway; phosphatidylethanolamine biosynthetic process.